Fraxinus pennsylvanica is the source of this 633-nucleotide messenger RNA. The record is from the annotation of a GenBank genome assembly. Lineage: Eukaryota; Viridiplantae; Streptophyta; Magnoliopsida; Lamiales; Oleaceae.
AUGGAUGCAGAUUCUUGGGCUGCUCGUCUUUCUUCUGCCUCCAGGCGUUAUCAAUCUGUUCUUCAAUCUCGAUCUGGGAUAAAGUGGGAGGGUCUCAAUGUAGAAAUGUUAAUGGGAUUCGAGGAAAUGGACAUGGAUGAUGAUGUAAGGGAGGAGUAUCCAUGCCCGUUCUGUUCGGAAUAUUUUGAUAUUGUGGGACUCUGUUUCCAUAUAGAUGACGAGCAUCCUGUAGAAGCAAAGAAUGGGGUGUGUCCAAUUUGUGUGAUGAGGCGCAAGAGAAAAUCACUUAAAGCUGGUUCACAUUCAACACUAUCCUUGUUGAGGAGGCAACUAAGGGAAGGAAAUUUGCAGUCUCUCUUUGGAGGGUCUUCCUGUAUAGUAUCUUCAAGCAAUGCAGCCCCAGACCCAUUGUUGUCAUCAUUUGUUUCGCCAGUGGGUGAUGAUUUCACGAGUGCUCAAUCACACUCUUCAUCAAAGUCAAAUUCAGUGAAGAAAAGCUCUGCCAGAAAUGUUUUAGAAAGAAAGGUCCGAGAAGCUCCCAUGUCUAUCAAAGAUCAAGAGGAGAAGUCACAGAGAUGCACAUUUGUUCAAGGAAUGCUGUUGUCCACAAUUAUUGUUCAUGAUAACGUAUGA